GAUCCAUUAUCAAAGUCAGCAGUGAAACGCCGGUCGGCACAACGCACGCGCGUACCUGCACCAGCGCUUAUAAAAUUCACAUUCCGAAUACAAAAUUUCAAAAAUCGAAUAAUAUUUACCCGGCAAUUUAACUCAAAAUGUUUGCCAGUUAUAAAAACUAAUAUUGUCAGUAUCAGUUAUAAAAUACAAGUUACAAGUGUGUGUUGAAGAGAAUUUGUUUGAUUUUAGCGCAAUUUUCGUAUGUAAUUUGUUGGUAUUAGUUAGACGUUUGUGUUGAACUUAGUUGCAAUGCCGGAUACUGGAGAAUUCAUCAGAUCGUGGAUCCGCAGUCACCAGCGGACUCCGUCGGGCUCGCGCGACUUCAAGGAAGCGACGAAGCGGGAUGCCCUCAAGAGGCUGGAAGUGGAGUUGGAGCGGCUGCGGGAAUCCGCCCCCGAGACCCGCCGCCCGCUGCUCGAGAAGGAGUUCCGAGGGUUCAAGAAUCUUUUCGCCAGAUUCCUAGCUGAACAGGGCCCAUCGGUGACAUGGGAAAAGAUCCAGAAGCUUCCAGAAGGCGCUGUGAUCGACUACUCGUCGCUCCAUACCCCCACCACGGAGAAUGUCCACAAUAUGCUGGACAAGUUGGUCGUGGUGAAACUGAACGGUGGACUGGGCACUUCCAUGGGAUGCAAGGGGCCGAAGUCUGUGAUCUCUGUACGAAAUGAACUCACCUUCCUGGAUUUGACUGUCCAGCAGAUCGAGCACCUGAACAAGACCUACAAGUGCAACGUUCCUCUGGUGUUGAUGAACUCGUUCAACACAGACGAGGACACUCAGAAGGUGAUCCGCAAGUACCAGGGGCUGAAGCUGGACAUCCACACAUUCAACCAGUCGUGCCACCCGCGCAUCAACCGCGAGUCACUACUUCCCAUCACUAAGAACGCUGAUGUGCACAACGAUAUUGAGGCAUGGUAUCCGCCCGGCCACGGCGACUUCUACGAGUCCUUCUACAACUCUGGCCUCCUCCAAAAAUUCAUCAAGGAAGGUCGCACUUACUGCUUCAUCAGUAACAUCGAUAACCUGGGCGCUACCGUCGACCUGAACAUUCUCAACCUGCUCCUCAACCCAGACUCCCAUAACGUCUCCGAGUUCGUCAUGGAAGUGACUGACAAAACCAGAGCAGACGUUAAGGGAGGAACUCUCAUUCAGUACGAAGACAAACUGCGCCUGCUCGAGAUAGCGCAAGUCCCGAAAGAACACGUGGAUGACUUCAAAUCCGUCAGCCAGUUCAAGUUCUUCAACACGAACAACUUAUGGGCCAAGUUGGAUGCGAUUCAGCGCGUGGUCGACCAAGGAUCAUUGAACAUGGAGAUCAUUGUCAACAACAAGUCUCUUUCUGAUGGAGUGAAUGUGAUCCAGCUAGAAACCGCAGUGGGCGCCGCUAUGAAGUGCUUCGAAGGCGGUAUCGGUGUUAACGUGCCGAGGAGUCGCUUCUUGCCGGUGAAGAAGACAUCUGACUUACUCCUAGUGAUGUCUAACUUGUACUCACUGUCGCACGGGUCGUUAGUGAUGUCCCCUCAAAGGAUGUUCCCGUCGACGCCGCUGGUGAAGCUCGGGGACAACCACUUCGCGAAGGUGAAGGAGUUCCUGAACCGGUUCGCGACCAUACCGGACCUGAUCGAGCUGGAUCAUCUGACAGUGUCUGGUGACGUCACAUUCGGCAGGGGCGUUUCGCUCAAGGGCACAGUGAUCAUCAUAGCGAACCAUGGAGACAGAAUCGACAUACCCUCAGGUGCUGUGCUGGAAAACAAGAUUGUGUCCGGAAAUCUACGUAUUCUGGACCACUAGGUAGGCCAUAGUGCGGAGCAACUGGCAGUGAACGUAAUAUACAAGACUACUAAAUAAUGGGAACCUAGUCAAAUGAGAUAUGUUUUACGCAAUAUUAAAACUACAUUUCUAUGGAAAUAUUGAGGUGUCGUCAUCAGUUGAAGUGUCAUAUAUAUAUUUAAAAAAAAUGGUGAGCCAAAAAGUAAAACGAGAUAGAUUUUUCACCAUCUUAAGGUGAACGCGCACCUAUUCGCGUCGCAGGUGCCGCACGCGCCGUAGUGAUCGCAUUUUAUAAAUCGUAUGCAACGUCGCGCAUUUUGCUGCAAACUAGUUUUGCGCGUUCACCUUUAGACUGGCCAGGCGCAGUAAUAUUCAUACUUUUAUCAUUUAGUAGACUUGUAUCCCCGAUCACAGUUAUUGAGGUUUUUAAUAUAUUUUAUCGAACCAUCCAAAGCAGAGGCUAGAGGAAAAGUUGGUCAAUUGAGAUAUUUUUUACAAAACGAUACGUUUCUAUGGAAUUUAUACAGAUAGGUAUAUACACGUAUGACGUCAUCGGCAACCGUGCUCAAACGUCGUCCUCAUUGUUAUAUAAAUCGUAAUUAAAAAUCACAAAUCAGACAAAAAGAAAAAUGAGUUUGAUUUUGGAUCAUGUUAGACUAGCUACUAUUUCUAGAUUAGUAUUUUAUAAUUUAUCUUUGACCCGGCCAUUUCAAUUUUGACUCUUCGUGGAGUCUCUUUGAGUUAUGAGUCGCCAAAAUGAUAUAUGGGAUGCGUUAUGCACUCUUGCGUUAUUAUUAGAAUGAAAUAUUAUUAUUACCUCCACUAACUGUGAUUGGUUUAAUAACUAUAAUAGUACGUAAGUCCUACCGCUUCAAGUAAGAUAAAAAGUGUCUGUACAACUCGGUCAUGUUAUAAUUACUGGUGUUCCGUAUAAUAUCGAAUAACGUCAUAGUUUGCGAAGGGAUUCAUAAGAAUAACGUCGCCUUUUAGUAAAAACCACAUAACCGCCUUUUUGAAAAAUCACAUUAUACAAAAAGGUAAGAAGAAAAGCGGAAAAGAGAAACGGAAAGUAUCCGCCUUACUGAUAAAAAAUACACAAGCGAAGCCAAGGAAAGUUCAAUCGAAUUAUUUUAUAAUUGGACUCAAUUUCGCUUGGCCCACACACAUUGAUUAUUGAAUUUUUUUUUUAGAAAUGGUUAAUCGCUCAUAACCAAUAAGGUUACAACUCAAAAACUAUGGUUUCGUGUUCAUACAAAAGCGAUUUGAAAGGAAGGAGCCUAUUUUAGGCUAAAUUAAAAUUAGAAGGUUAUAGUGUAAAAAUAUAACCAAAAAAAUAUGUUUGUUUACUCAAAUAGUCUGGGGAACUGUCAAAAUUUAAAAACCCUUAACAGUAGCGACACCUGAUGGGAGAAACAGGCAGUUUUUAUCCUCAUUACUGUACUUUAUUUUGUCAAAAUGGACAUUAUAGUGGCGAAUUUUUUUGAGUUGUCACUGUGUUGGGUUAUGGGCGAUCUAUACAUCCCACUGCUGGGCAGAGGCACACAGAUAUAAUCUCAUAACUACCUAUAUUACACAGACACUACACUGACGACGUUUUUGUACUCGCGCAACUGUGUGUGUGAUGUCUAGGGCUGCCACAGAAAAUGAAUUUAUUUUAGAGUAAGUAGGUACACUAUCCAAGAAGAGUUUUGUAAUGUAUACAAACGGCAUACGCUGCGAUAAUAAUAAUUUUAAAGUUUGAUUCAUCGUAUCACAAUUUAAUCGAUUAUAAUAUAUUAAGUAUACAACAGCGUUUUGAGUAUAUUUCGCAACAACCCUAAUUAACUUAAGUAACUUAGAAUUAUCUAAAACAAUUUUAUAUAAUUAUUAUUUCUAAAGUCUAUCUCUUCGAAAAAGUUUCACUGGCAGAAAAUGGUCUUUACAAGUAAAAACCGCAUAUUAAACACAGUACUUAGCGCAACCGAUAAAAUAGCGUAUUGAGAGUGAUACGUAUCGUUUUUUCUCGCACCUAUCAUAUAUACGUAGACAAACUGUAUUGCGUGUCGUUUUUAAGUUUCUUAGAAACAGACUUCACUCUGGAAUAUUCAACUAUUACAUAAACACUAGUUUAGAUUUGAUGAAAAUGGUUGGGGGGGAGGCUAAGCUGCAUACUUUGAGUGCGAAAGAGGCGAUAUAUGGGUCUCUAUCGCACUGGGCAAUGUAUUAUAAUCUGUCCUGCUGUCAUUCUAAUCAUGCUGCUAAAAUUCGGUUUACGUAUUACUCGAAUGGGUAAAACAGCGAAGAGAUAUUCUAACCUUAGUUAUAUUAAGUAUAGCACAGAAUAUUAGUAGACGUAGCUGUUGCAUGUGUGAUCAAGGCCGUUAAUUCAAUUACCUAUAACCGAAAUUAAUUUUAAGCUCUGCUUUGAAAACUCAAUCUUUUGAUUAUAGCGUGGCCCUGAUUCCUGCAAACACCUCUUAAAUUUAUUUUAAGUUAUACCUGUCAUAUUUUUCUCCGUCGUAAAAGAAAGGGACGGAUGAUAGACAAUUAAAUCCAAUUCAAUUUAAUUUUAAAAUGUACGUGAAACCCGGGUGAAUAAAAUACAUUUUGAGAGGGUUGUUUAAGAUUUCUCUCUAAAUUUCCUUUUCGGCGUAUAAGAAAAUGACAGGUAUAACUUAAAAUAAAUUUAGGUGGCGCCUACACCAACGUCUACUUAGAUGGAAACAAUAAUCCAGUUUUAGCUAUCAAGAUCAGUUUGUAUAACUAUCUUCUUUAUAUAACUUUUUAUGUAAAUAAAUAUGAAAUUAUUUAUUAUCUUUUAAUUCUUUUUCUAUGUUUAUAUCAAAACAAAACCAAAUGUUGCCUUUUGCUUAAAAUUUGUUAUUUAGUUUUUUUUUUUUAUAAAAAUGCCAUGUCUUAAAAUUAUUUUUUAAGUUUAAUUAUUGUAGAAAUAUUGUAAAAGUUUAUUGUUGGGUAUACGCGAGCGAAAUUUGACUAAUUGUUUUUUUAUUUAAUAAAAUAUUGUGUAAAAAUUUUACAGAUUUUUUACAGAUACAAUUAGUUUACAAAGCACAUUUUUUCUUCGUACAUUUAUCACUCCAGAGUCGUAAUUUUCAUGGGUUUAAAUAGUAUGUAUAUUAUAAAUAGUAUGUAUUGUCUACAGCACACGAAUUUUCUACCGCAGUUGGUUGUACGCUUAACAAGUGUUUUUUUUUAACGUGACUUAUUUUAGAUUUGCCACAAAUCGCAUUAACUACUUAUCGGGACAAAUGAGGAGCGCUGAGAACUUUCACCCGGUACAAAAUUUAAAACAACAGGCCUGAUGGUACCCAGUUGGGCGCGAACUUCGGUCCCAGAGCGUAGUCUGUUACCCGGUGGAGUCCGCGAUAUUUCUUGAAGGAAAUUCAAAUGCGGUCCCCACGGUCAUCCGCUCUUUUUUAUAUACGAUAUUUUUUUUAAAAUCAGUUUAUUUCCUGUCUAUUUGUUAACUGGAUUUUAUAGUAAGUUUCGAUACUUGUUGAUUAUAUUUGUUUUUGUAUUACUUAUUGUUAUUAGGUCCCUCCCCUACGGCGACUUGUAGUGAUUCAUCGUGACUGUAACGAUGCAAGCGCGCGACCGUGUUUACGAUGUUGGGGGAAGGGUAGCGCGUGAGUGGAGAACUGAGCAUCAGUGCGCCACAGAGUCGCGUUUGCAUCGAUGCGAACGCGCGAUAGUGUCGCUGUAAAGACCCGCCGCGCCGUGGGGAGGGGCCUUAGAGGAAAGUAAGUUUUAACUUUUUCUUUGUGUAGUACGUAGAAAAGCCCGAUUGAAUCGCUCUAGAGUGUCAAAGUAAGGUUGCCGUACAAUACAUUUACUGCGGUUUAUAUGGCUUCUUUGUAAAGUACACUACAAACUUAGUCCUAGUGUUCAAAUUAAAGUUAAAAUUUCAAUUAAAUUGAUACGUUGUUGGAUUA
This is a messenger RNA of Pectinophora gossypiella (pink bollworm), 5738 nucleotides long. It is a transcript of the gene UGP, whose product is annotated as UTP--glucose-1-phosphate uridylyltransferase. The transcript is spliced from 6 exons. Gene Ontology annotation, biological process: UDP-alpha-D-glucose metabolic process; glycogen metabolic process. Lineage: Eukaryota; Metazoa; Arthropoda; Insecta; Lepidoptera; Gelechiidae. The record is from RefSeq and is a predicted model, not a curated record. Bases 289 to 1827 code for a protein of 512 amino acids. Gene Ontology annotation, molecular function: UTP:glucose-1-phosphate uridylyltransferase activity. Gene Ontology annotation, cellular component: cytoplasm.